Aspergillus clavatus NRRL 1 is the source of this 1299-nucleotide messenger RNA. RefSeq lists its product as uncharacterized. The record is from RefSeq and is a predicted model, not a curated record. The transcript is spliced from 6 exons. The coding region runs from base 1 to 1299 and encodes 432 amino acids. Lineage: Eukaryota; Fungi; Ascomycota; Eurotiomycetes; Eurotiales; Aspergillaceae.
AUGAGCGAUUUUCGUCGCUGGCUGGCUGUUGGUCUCAUAGCAGCCAUAUUUCCCAGCUUUGCCUCCGCGAUCACUUGUCUGAUUUCCAGUCCAGAAUCAGACUCAGAGCAGCCAUUUUUCCGACCAUACCCCGUCGAGUCUGCAGACGAUCUAAACCGGUUCGCGACAGACAAUUGCACUGUCAUAUACGGUAAUAUCGAGAUAUCAAGUGAUUUCAACGGAGCAUUUGCGAUUCCGAACGUGGAGAUCAUCUAUGGAAACAUCACCCUCAGGGAUUCAUCAGGCUUAUCGUCAGUCAAUUUGACAUCGAUCGAGCUUCCCAAUGCGUUGGCCGUGGAAGGAAUUGAGCUCCCAGAUAUACCGGCCUUGAAGAAUAUCUCCGCACCGAAAGCGAUACUCGCGCGGUCUAUCAAAUUCGCCCAGCAGUCGUCGAUCAGCCCCAAUGUUGAUUUUCGAUCUCUGAUAAGAGCUGAGAACAUCUCUCUAACGGGGAACUAUUCGAGCCUGCACUUCGAUGCACUGCAAAAGGUCAACAACUCACUCAGUGUAUGCUCGGUGAGAGACUGCGGACCGGCCGACAAGUUCGAGCUCGCCAUAUCCUUUCCUGCUCUGAUAUCUGCAGCGUAUAUCCGAGUAGGCGGACUGAUCAACAGCCUGUCACUACCUGCCCUCGAAACAAUCAAUGCCACAAAGCCAGAUUAUGCGGGGCCCUUGGGCCUGGACGUGCACAACUAUGGCAGACCAUUAGCGCUUGACUUCCCGAAACUGCGAUCCGUGAGCAAUACGCUCGAUCUGCAGGGCUCUAUCUCCAGUCUAUCACUUGAUUCGCUCGCAGCCACCGAUGCCGAUAUCCUCAUCGACACAGACAGCUCCCUAGACCUCAACUUCAGAAGCCUGGAGUCCGCGAACACCAUCCAGCUCAACGGCAGCAUCACCAGUGCCGAAUUCCCCGUCCUCCAACACGUGCAACGAGUUACCAUUAACGCCGACAGCUCAAUCGACUGCCGACCCCUCAAACAGGCCCUGCAGCGAGCAGCACCAAACUCCGAUUCCAUCUGUAACCGGAAAAGCGUGUUCGAACCGAAAGGGCUCUCGCCCGGCGCCAAGGCGGGGAUCGCGGUUGGGUGCAGCAUCGCUGCUCUUGCUUUCAUAGCAGCUUCUGUCUGGAUUUGGAGGAAGAUGGACCGGCCUAAAGCCCGUAGGACGUUGCCUUGGAGGGCAUCGCCUUCGUUGCGGGAGCGGAGGAGAGAGUCGGUGGAUGAACCUCCGCCGCCGUACUCGGUGCAUCCGCCGGUCUAG